Molecule: messenger RNA, 2206 nt
Organism: Megachile rotundata (alfalfa leafcutting bee)
Lineage: Eukaryota; Metazoa; Arthropoda; Insecta; Hymenoptera; Megachilidae
Gene: Psn
Product: presenilin
Biological process (GO): membrane protein ectodomain proteolysis; Notch signaling pathway; protein processing
Cellular component (GO): membrane; gamma-secretase complex
Molecular function (GO): aspartic endopeptidase activity, intramembrane cleaving
Source: RefSeq, a predicted model, not a curated record
GUAAAAUGGCUGCCAUCAGGUGUACAGUUUAUUUGUAACAUUGUAAGCGUUAUCAAAUGAUCAAAAACUUUUAAUUUUUGCUGAAUAAUAGUGUAUAGAUUCCUAAGAGAGAUCCUGGAUAUACAGAUAUUAAGUAGGUAUUUUUAUAUCGUAGUUUUUUAAAUGUAAUCGAAUGGCAUUGUGACGAGAGCGAAGCGCGGAAGUACAAAAAGAAUAGGUAUAGUGGGAGCUGUCAAAGGAUUCUUAUGUCAAUUUAUUUACAAGCAUAAGUUUUAAUGAAUGUCUGAGAGUGAUAUUUACGACUCGGCGGACGAAUACACAAGCCUAAUGGACGGUCACGUUGCGGAAUCUCGCAUGGACGACCUGGGCUUGGUCACUGGUCGUAAAAGGCGUUCGCGGAUUAGUAACGAAGAGGUUGAAAAUGGGGUUCCGGAAGUACAUGUUCAAACAGCAGGUAUAUCCAACAGUGCCAGUUCAGCUAGGAGAGGUGCACCAAGUAAUAAUGGACAAGGUAGAUCAAGAAAUUAUAGAGACGAAGAAGAAGAGGAAUUAAAAUAUGGAGCAGCACAUGUUAUCAAAUUAUUUGUGCCUGUAUCUCUUUGUAUGUUAGUCGUAGUUGCUACCAUUAGUUCUAUAAAUUUCUACACAACCAAAGGAAUGUACUUGGUUUACACUCCUUUUCAUGAAGACAGUGCUGACACGAGUACCAAAGCUUGGCAGGCAAUUGCUAAUUCUUUAAUACUCAUGAGUGUCAUUGUAUGUAUGACUGUGAUACUUAUCGUCUUAUAUAAAUACAAAUUUUAUAGAGCAAUCCAUGGGUGGUUGAUAAUAAGUUCCUUAUUGUUAUUGUCUCUCUUUUCUAUUCUUUUCUGCGAGCAAGUAUUAAAAGCAUACAACAUUCCAAUGGAUCUGAUCACAUUAGGCAUAGUUUCAUGGAAUUUUGGAGCAGUUGGAAUGAUAUGUAUACAUUGGCAAGGUCCUUUGCAAUUACAACAAGCAUAUCUUAUUUUCAUCUCAGCUCUAAUGGCACUUGUUUUUAUCAAACAUUUACCAGAGUGGACAGCUUGGGUUGUACUAGGUGUUAUCAGCAUUUGGGAUUUAAUUGCCGUAUUAACGCCGAAGGGUCCCUUAAGGGUGCUUGUGGAGACAGCACAAGAAAGGAACGAAUCUAUUUUCCCUGCAUUGAUUUAUUCGUCUACGGUUAUGUAUACAACCACCAUGACUUAUGCCGGAUACGUACAAGCAGCAACAAUGACUAGUAGUGAUUCCGCGGCUGAUGACAACGCGGCAUAUCCUAUACGCGGUCAGACUGACAAUCAAAAUAAUGCUGCAUCUGGAGAUGCAGAAGAAGGUGGUUUUACUCCCGAAUGGAUAGAAACACACGGUGAUCGAAGUGCAAGGAGAGCCCAGGAAGUACGGGAAAACUCUGCAUCGUUAACUGAAAGUGCAAGGCAACAAGAUAAUAGAACUGUACGCGAUGCACAAGGACAACAAGUCGCCGUUACCGAGGAAGAACGAGGAGUGAAGUUAGGUCUGGGUGACUUUAUCUUCUACAGCGUUUUAGUUGGAAAAGCUUCCAGCUAUGGUGACUGGAAUACAACAUUGGCAUGUUUUGUUGCCAUUUUAAUUGGGCUUUGUUUAACUUUAUUAUUGUUGGCUAUAUUCAAAAAAGCAUUGCCAGCCUUACCAAUCUCUAUUACCUUCGGUUUAACGUUUUAUUUUGCUACCAGAGUAAUCGUUGCGCCGUUUGCCGAUAAUUUAGCAAGCGAACAAGUGUUCAUUUAACUGUAGGUAUGAUCAACAUUAUCAUUAUUCAUCAUAAUUUAUUACAAAAGAAAUAGUGCCUAUUUACUCUUAUGAUCAUCUAGCUUUCGUAUUUCAUUUAAAUUUUAUUGAUCGUAUUCGUGAUUCUCGAACUUGUAUCUCGGAUGUAUUAAUCAUCCUGUGACAUGGUACAAAUCAACUUGAAAUAUGCGUUACGUCAGUGAUAGAUCAAGUGCCCGUCAAAGAGCGCGCGGGCAUUUGCUAUCACUGCAUUAUAUGAACUGGAUGAUCCAGUAUUUUUUAACGAUAAGUAUUCAUUGUUGAAUUAUUACAUCGGAUAGGAAUCUAAUGUCAUGAAAAUGCUCAAGAAUACAAAUUUACAUUUGUAAGCUGAAUAAGAGAAAUAAUAAAUUGCAAUUGUAUUUGUCUGAUAUUCACUGGA